GCCAAGCCCUGUUUAUGGGAGGGAGUUUACUUGGACUUGAACAGUUUUACGGGCCAAAGGACAUAGGAGCUCAGGUUCAUCUGUCGAGUAGUCGCAACUCCUCUCUUAGAGUCAAAUCGGCAUCAUGGUGAAAGAACUGUACGUAUCCAAGGUUUUUGCCGUUAUCUCCGUUAUCCUGACCGUCUCGGCCAUCGCCGGCGUUAUCACCAUGGUAGCCGUGUACCAGAUUCAGAUCGGUGAGACUCCCCCGACACCGCGUCCAACUUUCCCACCCACCACACCGUUCCCAACAAGACCCCCGCUGAAUAUGCGGCUGCCGGGGAACCUGGUACCUGAGAGCUACAAGCUGUACCUCCAGCCUCACCUCUACACCCGCAUCACCGAGGUCGUCAACGUCACCAGCCCCAACCAGACCUUUAUCUUCACUGGAAACUCCACUGUGGACUUCCACUGCGUCCAGAAAACCAAGACCAUUUUCCUCCACAGCAAGGACCUGACACUUCAUGGGGUAAAGGUGACAAACAGAGACACAAAGGAAGAGAUAACUGUCAGUGGCAUGAAGCAUCAUGAGGAUGAGAGUGACUUUCUUGAGAUCCAGCUGGGUGAGGUCCUAGAGGAACAAGGGAAUUAUAGUCUCUUUGUGGCCUUUGAGGGGGACUUGAUGAACGAUCUGGCUGGACUCUAUGUAAGCAGAUACAACGAAGGGGACCCGAUCGAUGGAGACAACACAGAGAGGUACCUCGUCAUUAGUCAGAUGCAGCCCACAGACGCAAGAAAAAUGUUUCCUUGUUUUGACGAGCCAGCAAUGAAAGCUGUUUUUGACGUGACCAUCAUCCAUAGGCGAGACACUACAGCACUGGCAAAUUGGGGAAAAGCAGAUUCCAGCAGUUUAGAUGAUGAAUGGACUGUGACCCAGUUCUACCCGACAAAGAGAAUGUCCACAUACCUCCUUGCCAUUGCAGUGUCAGAGUUUAAAAAACCUAAGGAAUCCCCACAACACCGAGUGGAGAUUAACACAUAUGCUCGUCCUGAAGCUAUCGAGGCAGGCCAUGCUGACUACGCAGCCAUCAUCACUAGAAAGAUUCUCAAGUUCUAUGAAGAUUAUUUUGCUAUUGACUAUCCUCAGACAAAGCUAGACCAGAUAGCAGUGCCGGACCUCGGUCCUGCAGCCAUGGAAAACUGGGGGCUGGUGACUUACCGAGAGACGGCCCUGCUGUAUGACGACAAAAUUUCCUCAUCGUUCAACAAGGAAUGGAUUGCCUUGGUCAUUUCACACGAAAUUGCCCACCAGUGGUUUGGAAACCUGGUGACAAUGAAAUGGUGGAAUGAAGUUUGGCUGAACGAGGGCUUCGCCACCUACAUGUCAUACCUGGCAGUCGAACACACGGAGCCUGACUGGAACAUUAAAGACAUAUUUGUUGUGAACGACCUCCACACUGCCUUCGAGUGGGACUCUCUGGCCUCAUCUCACCCUCUGAAUGCCCAUCAGGAUGAAGUCCAGACUCCUGUGCAGAUCAUUGAACAGUUUGAUGACAUCACCUACUGUAAGGGGGCAACUGUACUGAGGAUGGUGAAAGACGUUGUGACUGAAAGAGUGUUCCACAGGGGUAUUAAAAUGUAUCUCAACGCUUUCAAGUAUGGUAACACUGACCACGAAGACCUGUGGGUGCAUUUACAAAAGGCGGUGGAUGAAAAUUAUGGCAAUACCAAGGUUGCCGCAUUGAUGGACACAUGGACCAAUCACAAGGGUUAUCCUGUCAUCACUAUAAACACUAACAAUGGAGCCAUCAGCCAGAAGCGUUUCCUGUUCAAUCAGACCUCAGACUCUAGUCCUGUAUGGAUCAUCCCAAUCAGAGUCAUGUCAGAGAAAUCUGACGUUUCAUUGAUCAUGCUGAACCACAUCUCAGACAGGAAGAACGAGUUCAUCUCUAACGAUGGACAGUGGAUUUUGGCCAACGUCAACUGCUACGGAUACUUCAGAGUCAAUUACAACCAAGAGAACUGGGAAAGGCUCCUGACUCAGCUGGAGACCGACCGAGAUCUCAUCCCAGUCAUUAACAGAGGCCAGCUUGUCGAUGAUGCGUUUAACCUAGCAAGGGCCAAACUUGUGGAUGUGAGGCUGGCACUGAAUUCGACACGGUUUCUUUAUAAUGAGACAGAAUACAUACCCUGGGAGUCUGCAAUGACAAAUCUAAACUACUUCGUCCUCAUGUUUGACCGCUCUGAGGUCUACGGACCCAUGCGGACAUAUCUAAGGAGGCAGGUCAAAGGUCUGUACAACUUCUUUAGGAACUACACAGACAACUCAACAGUUCCAAGUGACCACUCACAACAGCACAACCAGAUCAAUGCCAUCGCUGUGGCAUGCACUAAUGGGCUCCCAGAAUGCCAGAUAAUGGCAACAACGAUGUUCAAGAACUGGAUGGAGAAACCAAGCCAAAACAACAUCAACCCCAAUCUACGGUCUGUCAUCUACUGCAAUGCCCUGGCUGCCGGUGGGGAGGAUGAGUGGGAGUUUGCCUGGAAGAUGUUCCAGAACUCCACCAUCGCUGCAGAAAGGGACCUCCUCCGCCAAGCCCUUUCCUGUACCAAGAAGAUCUGGUUGCUCAACAGAUAUUUGGAGUACACCUUGGACCCUGACAAGAUACGGAAGAUGGACACUGUUUCUACCAUCAACUACAUUGCCAGGAACGUGGCGGGGCAAGCCCUGGCCUGGAACUUCAUCCGAGGUCACUGGACGUACAUCAACGAGGAGUAUGGCGGAGGGAUGAUGCCCCUUGGCAUGCUGAUUGAAGGGGUGACGUACAGAUUCUCAACAGACUUUGAACUCCAGGAGCUGAAGGAAUUCCAGAUGGAGCAUGAUGAUGAAGUGCACAGGGCCCUGGAACAAGCUAUAGAGCGCACCGAGGCCAACAUCGAGUGGGUCAGGGAGAACAAGCAGACAGUCCUGGAGUGGUUCAAAAGAGAACUGAGCUUAUAGAACCAAACAAUCUGGACU
Messenger RNA from Lampris incognitus (smalleye Pacific opah), 2998 nucleotides. RefSeq names its product alanyl (membrane) aminopeptidase-like b (gene anpeplb). Gene Ontology annotation, molecular function: zinc ion binding; metalloaminopeptidase activity; peptide binding. Gene Ontology annotation, cellular component: cytoplasm. The record is from RefSeq and is a predicted model, not a curated record. The coding region runs from base 125 to 2980 and encodes 951 amino acids. The transcript has 20 exons. NCBI's taxonomy places the organism in Eukaryota, Metazoa, Chordata, Actinopteri, Lampriformes, Lampridae. Gene Ontology annotation, biological process: peptide catabolic process; proteolysis.